AUGAAGGGCAGCUGCAGGCGCCGGCCGGACCAGCGGGCCUUCAUGGAGCAGGUGCGGGAGUGCCGGGACAAGGGCUACCUGCUCUCCUCCAAGAAGAUUGGCUCGGGCACCUUCUCCAAGGUCUACCUGGCCUACGCUACAAAUGAGCGCCUACAACACAACCCCAAGCUGUCCUCUGACCUGCGGGGCAAACGCCACACCAUGGUGGCCAUCAAGAUUGUCUCAACAGCCAACGCCCCUGUGGAGCUCUCCCACAAGUUCCUGCCCCGUGAGAUCUCAUCCCUCAAUGCCACCUACAAGCACCUGAACGUGGUGCAGCUGUACGAGGCAUUCCGCAACAGCCAGCGCUCCUACCUGGUGCUGGAGCUGGCAGCCCGCGGAGACCUGCUAGGGCUGGUGAACACGGCGUCGGAGCGCCGCGGCUGCCCUGGGCUGGAGGAGGAGGAGGCCAGAAGGCUGUUCUGGCAGCUGGUCAGCGCCGUGGCACACUGCCACAGCUCAGGCAUUGUGCACCGGGACCUGAAGUGUGAGAACAUCCUGCUGGGUGCUGGAGGCCUCCUGAAGUUGACAGACUUCGGCUUUGCCCACCCCUCGGGCCUCAAGAACCAACUGCUAAGCACCUUCUGCGGUUCCGUGGCCUACACGGCCCCCGAGAUCCUCAAGAGCAGGAAGUACAGCGGGGAGCCGGCCGACCUGUGGAGCCUAGGCGUCAUUCUCUACGCCAUGGUGACCGGGAAGCUGCCCUUCAAGGAGCGCCAGCCCCACUGCAUGCUGUCCCUGAUGCGCCGCGGCCCCACCUUCCCACCUGGCCUGUCCCCAGAGUGCCAGGACCUAAUCCGCGGCCUGCUCCAGCUGCGCCCCCGCGCACGCCUCCACCUGCAGCAGGUGGCCGCGCACCCCUGGAUGCUGCCCGCCGCGCACGCGCUCUUCCGCAACCUGCCAGGCGCCGCGCCAGGUGCGGGGUCGGACCGCCGGGACCGGGUGGGUGGGCUGGCCCUCUGCUCCCGCCUGACCCCGCGGUCGCCCGCUGCAGAGACGCUGACGGAGUCCAAGCUCCCGGCGGCCACGGGCGACGCGGAGCCAAACAAGGACUCGGAGCUCCGAAGACCACUCCUGGAGCUGCGGCGCCCCCAGCGGCCAGGCGCCCCCCUGGCGUGUAACCCAAGUUCGGCGCCUGCCUUCGGGGCGCCCAGGGCGCCCGAGGCCCACCUGAGAAGAGGGGCGGCCUCCGCCGGGCUGGGGCUGCUUAGCGCAGAGGCGACCAGCGCCUCCAGGCAGACCAUGUCGCUGUGCUCCGUGACUGUCACCCCCAAAGGGCCAAGGCACUACCGGGUCAUUUGA
This is a messenger RNA of Orycteropus afer afer, 1341 nucleotides long. Its product is annotated as testis-specific serine/threonine-protein kinase 5-like. Bases 1 to 1341 code for a protein of 446 amino acids. The transcript has 7 exons. Gene Ontology annotation, cellular component: cytoplasm. NCBI's taxonomy places the organism in Eukaryota, Metazoa, Chordata, Mammalia, Tubulidentata, Orycteropodidae. Gene Ontology annotation, biological process: protein phosphorylation; intracellular signal transduction; microtubule cytoskeleton organization. Gene Ontology annotation, molecular function: ATP binding; protein serine/threonine kinase activity; tau-protein kinase activity. The record is from RefSeq and is a predicted model, not a curated record.